This is a messenger RNA of Brassica napus (rape), 1120 nucleotides long. Its product is annotated as lectin-like protein At3g16530. The record is from RefSeq and is a predicted model, not a curated record. Gene Ontology annotation, molecular function: carbohydrate binding. The transcript has 3 exons. NCBI's taxonomy places the organism in Eukaryota, Viridiplantae, Streptophyta, Magnoliopsida, Brassicales, Brassicaceae. The coding region runs from base 84 to 914 and encodes 276 amino acids.
AUGUUAAUCUUACAUCAAACACUGGAUACACGAUCAUCAUCAAUCAAUCUUCUCACACUUCAGUCACAUACAAAAAACACACAAUGCAGAUUCACAAACUCUGUUUCCUUGCUCUGUUCUUAGCUCAAGCAGCCUUUGCCGUCAAGUUCAACUUCAAAACCUUCGAUGGAGACAACCUGUUCUUCCUCGGAGACGCAGAGCUUGGUCCUUCCUCCGACGGUUUAGACCGAUCCGGAGCUUGGUCCAUGACCCGUGACGAAAACCCAUUCUCUCACGGUCAAGGUCUCUACAUCAACCCCAUCCCAUUCAAACCCUCCAACGAUUCUGCUCCUUACUCAUUCGAGACCUCUUUCACUUUCUCCAUCACCCCUCGCACCAAACCAAACUCCGGCCAAGGCCUCGCCUUCAUCGUCGUCCCCACCGUCGACAACUCCGGCGCUUCCGGUGGCGGAUUCCUCGGCAUGCUCAACAAAACCAACAACGGUAAACCGGAGAACAACCUCUUUGCCGUCGAGUUCGACACUUUCCAGAACAAGGAGUUCCAAGACAUUAGUGGCAACCACGUCGGGCUCAACAUCAACUCCAUGACUUCGAACGUCGCGGAGAAAGCUGGUUACUGGGUUCAGACGAGAGUCGGGAAGAGGAAGGUUUGGUCGUUCAAAGAUGUGAACCUGAGCAGUGGAGAGAGGUUCACGGCUUGGAUUGAGUUUAGAAACAAAGACAACAGGAUUACCAUUACGCUCGCGCCUGAGAACAUGAAGAAACCUAAGAGACCUUUGAUCCAAGGCCCGAGAGAGCUCAAUGAUGUUAUUCUACAAAACAGUUACGUCGGUUUUGCUGGUUCCAUGGGACGUGCCGCUGAGCGUCACGAUAUCUGGAGCUGGUCUUUCGAAAACGCUGCCAAGAACAACUAAACCGGUCCAGUUACAAACAAGAAAAAGAAAACAAUUAAGCCGGUUUAGCAAGUCUGGUUUUGUUUUAUUUAUGCUCGUUCGAAUUAAUAAUCAAGGUUUAAAUUUUUAAACAAUAAAAAAGCCAGAUAUUUGGCUUUCUCUGUACUGUAUGUUUUCAUGUUCUUUGUAUCCUGAGAUUGACAAUAAAAAUAAACUCUUUUCAUACU